Molecule: messenger RNA, 2712 nt
Organism: Esox lucius (northern pike)
Lineage: Eukaryota; Metazoa; Chordata; Actinopteri; Esociformes; Esocidae
Exons: 12
Coding region: 244-1599 (451 amino acids)
Molecular function (GO): GTPase activity; GTP binding
Source: RefSeq, a predicted model, not a curated record
AGAUAAAAAAUACUUGUUUUUCUUGAUCAUCAUUUGUGUUAAUGUAACUACACUACCCGAAAUGCUUUGCGCAUAACCUAUUGACGACGUGGCGCAGACAACCGACCGGGUUGAUUUAAACUUGAGCAAGACGAGGAGUAUUUUAGGCAAUUUUAGAUCAACCCGAAAUUUAAUUAAUAGCUAAUACGUGCAUAGGUUAAAGCAACGACUAUUAUUGGAAAACAAACGUUUGAAUUCAAGUGUAUGAUGUCUGGCAAAAUCAAGAGCCGAAGCGCAGCAAAUGCCGACUCGUUAUCUGGAAGUGUGUCUUGCGAUGAGCGCAUUUUACGGGACUGUCAUCAGUUGUACAUGGAUACAGACAGUGGGCUCAUAGCAGUGGCCCAAUCAGUCGGCGUUACUCUACUGCCCCCCAGGAAAAAGAUCACGGUCAUGUUGAUGGGCAACCACUCUGCCGGCAAGAGCUCAUUCAUCAACUGGUAUGUGGAGGAGCACAUCCAGCGGACGGGUGUGGCCAUUGAGACACAAGGCUUCAGCUUUGUCACUAGUGGGCGCAAGAGAGAGUCUCUCACAGGUAAUGCAACGCUCCACCUGUACCCACACUUCAAACCUCUACAUGAGAUUAAAGGUGUGUCUGAGUAUCUGGGCACUGAGAUCUGCACGUCACGGCAGAAGCGUUUCAGCCUGGUAACAUUUGUGGACUCUCCUGGUCUGGUGGACGGCGACAUGAAGUACCCCUUUGACGUGGACCAAGCCAUCAUGUGGCUGGGUGAGCUGUGUGAUCUCAUCCUGGUGUUCUUUGACCCUAUGGGACAGGCGCUCUGUAAGCGCACCCUCAACAUUGUGGAGAAACUCAACGAGAAGCACAGUGAACGCCUGCGCUUCUACCUCAGCAAGGCAGACGAAGCUGGAGGAGAGUCGGACAGACAGAGGGUCAUGAUGCAGAUUGUCCAGGAGCUAUGCAAGCGGCCAGGACUCAACAAGUGUGGCUUUGACAUGCCCACCAUCUACGUGCCCAACCCGAACAAGCCCAGUCGCUGCGUGAACCAGAUUGAGGAGGUGUGCCGCACCAUUGAAAAGACCAUCAACCAGACGGUUCAGAACACCCUCAACUCGCUAGAGAAAGACUGUGAGCUCAUCACUGAGGCUAUUGCAGACACGCUCAGCCAAGAUAGGCAGACCAGUGUUGGUAACCGGCGAGCCCGCUGUAAGGGCUGCAUGCUGGCGCUGCUGGGCUUCAGUGUUCCCUUGAUGCUGAUGGCAGGUCUGGUGCUGGGCAGCCUCUCUAGAGAGCUACUGGAGAUGGUCUUGGGGAAGGGUGGCACCGAGGCCCUCUCUGUCUACCUGACUCCUCUGGUAAAAUUUUUUGAUUCCAUGUCUGUGGAGUACCAGCUGUACAGCUGUGGCGGACUCGUCCUCCUCUCUUUCAUCCUCCUCCUCCUCGCCCGCUUCUCCUUCAGGACUCACCCUACUCUCUCUGGACGACAGAAGAGGCAGCUACAGGAAAAGCUGGAUUAUGUUCAGGAUGUGGUGAAGGCCAAGAAGAAGAAGCUCUAUGAGGAGUAUCUUCGCCAGAGUGUGGGGGAUCAGGAUAUGGCCUGAUGGGUUGAAGCAGUGGGCUGAAGGAAAUAUUGAAGAAAACCACUGAAGUCCCAAUGAACGUCCCCACUUUAGAAGACCCAAUAUUCCUGGUCAUAUUCUAUGCUGCAUUCAUGACAAGUCAGAAAUAUCAGAAUCUUAAAAAGAACACCAGAUUAUUUGCAUAGAGCUUCCCUUUGGUUAAUAGUCAUGUUUUCCAAGUUGCGAACUCAUGCCUCAUCUUUUGACAAAUUACCAACCCAGAAAUGUUCUGAGUUGUCUUGGAUGCACCAUUUGUCCUUCUCUGGGCCAUGCAGGGUGAUGUGGGAAAUGUAGUCCUUGUGUAAGUCUUGUUAGCCCAUUGUCUCUUCAUUGAUGUAACUGUAAAACAGAGCACCUCAAUUUCAGAUUUUGUAACCUGUUAGUUGCACUGACUGAAAUAUAUUUUUUUCACUACCAUGUUUCCUGAAUUAUGUUUUUCAUCUUCUAAUGAUGGAUUGCAAACUAGCCUUUCCUCAUAUCAUGCGACCUAUACUUUUGAAAAACAUAAGAUUGGGUUUACACCCUUAGAUUGCCAUUCAUAAAUCUUUUACAAUCUGGAUGUUUUGGUAUCUACAACUGCGUGUUUAUACCCAGGCUUCCACAUUUCAGGCUCAGGAAACGUCUGUGGUGCAACACAAUAACAGCAUUAUUUAGUGCUUCUACACUUAUUUUUUUAUCAACAUUUCUGAAUGUCCAUGUUAUACUGUAACUUUAUUAAGUUUGGCAUUAUUUAAUCAAAGUUUUACUUACCCUUCAGUGUUGUUAUUGGCUGUGAUAUUCCCCUACUGAUUUCUUACCCCCGCUUGGCAUUGUCAAAAUGCCAAAACUGUUUUGACUUUGUUAAUAUGAGAUACACAAUUUAGUGUCCAUUUGUAUGUAAAUAAUUUAAUUUGUGAAAUAUUUCCAGUAACAAAAAACAUGCUUUUUAAAAUUGCAUAAGGUAAUAUACCUAGUUUGCACUUAAUUUUUUGUGUACCAGCGGUUUCCCCCAGAGUUACUUACAGUGCAUUUCUCUUAAUAUACAACUCUGGAAAAAAUUAAGAGACCACUGCACCUUUUUCAUUCCUUUCCAAAAAAGUUGAAAAGGGAAGUUUU